Cuculus canorus (common cuckoo) is the source of this 3688-nucleotide messenger RNA. Its product is annotated as beta-1,4-galactosyltransferase galt-1-like. The record is from RefSeq and is a predicted model, not a curated record. Bases 1496 to 2809 code for a protein of 437 amino acids. NCBI's taxonomy places the organism in Eukaryota, Metazoa, Chordata, Aves, Cuculiformes, Cuculidae. The transcript has 3 exons.
CAUAAUGGUAGAGAAACAAGCAAACAUAAAUAACAAUUUUUUUUAAAAUUUUGAUUGUCCCCUUUGAGAUAAAUUAAGUACACAUUUAAUGAACAAUGCAUUGGACAGAGUCCCACCACCAUAAGUAGUUCUACAAGGAGGCUGCAAAGAUGUGACACGAGCCAACUUGCAUGACCACCAGUCCUAUGAGUGUCAGCUUGGGCUCCUCAGCCAAACCAGCAUUGAGUCCAUCUCUCAGUGCCAGCUCUGCAGGCCAAAGGUGGCUUCUAAGCACUCUUACACAUUCAAUUAUUACAAGACAGUUAUCUGCAGCAUUUCUUUCUUAUCGGCAAGAAAGUUUUCUCCCUCAAAUGGAGUCAUUCUGUUUCUGGUGUUCUUGCUCCCAAACAGCUUAACGCAUUCAGCAGUUACACCUUCUUGCCCUCUGUGCCAGAUCAUUCCUUAGUCAUAAAUUACCAUUGCUGAGUAGUUACAAUUUGGAUUUCCCCUUUAAAAUAGUUCAGCUGUAAUCAAACCACCCCUGCAAUUUCCUUUUUCCCCUCUAAGACAGUUGGAGAUGUGUGUCUUUCCAUAGAAACAGAAGUUAUUUAAAAUAAGAACUGCAAGCACCACGCUCCUAUUAAGAGAAAGGGAGAUGUUUUUUUCUCUAAAUAGCUAAUAAAGCAGGCAAAUCCAGUUGUCCCAUUAUUAAAAAAUAUUCUAUUCUUUUACAUGCUUCUCCACCCAGUCUACUUCCCCCAUUUCAGUUAGUGCUUAUGUUAGACAGGAAUACAGCUCCAGCGGCCAAACAAGUGAACUCAAGUUAUCCACCUACUGUUGCAGACACUUGCUGUAGCAGACGAAAAGUUGGCAUGAUUAAAUACUGAGUUUUAUUUUCUGGUCUCACGACUGUGCACACAAUUGCUGUGUUGAUUUUGUGUCAUUAUAAAGUGAAAGAGAUUAUCUUAAUAGAGGAAUAAAGCUUACCGGAAAGCUCUUCUGAAAAACACACUUGGCUAUUUAAGAUCAGACUGUUGAAACACAUUAGGUUACAGUUGAUCUAAUGGAAAGUGUUUAAAUUCUGAUCUAGUUACAUUUCCAUGAACAUACACACAGAUACCAUAAAUAGAGGAAAAUUGUCAUCUAUUAUUCUUCCAGUUAGCAAAUAUCACUAUUGAGAGGCUGAGAUGGUAUAAAAAUCAAGUGGAGAAUGUGUCAGUCAGUUAAGUCAAAGUUGUUUGAGAAAAUGAUUGAACAGAAAGCAAACUGAUGUGCUGUACAGGAAGCUAACCAAGUCACAGGAUUUCCCCCAGACGCUCAAAGUACUAAUAUAAUUGUAGAGGAAGCAGAUGUAGGGGAACAAGGAAGGUGGCAAGGUCUCUCAUUUCAGUGAGAGCAUAAGGCAGAAUUGGAGCACUGGAAUGCAUGAAGUGCUAGGCAAAGAAGCUUGAAACUAGAAAGUGAAUAGAAGACUGAGUGUAAAGGUCUGUUAAGUUUCAAAGUGUGAAAUUCAGCAAUGAUACACUGUGGAAAAAAACAUGCUGUUGUUGCAUGUAUUUUUAUUCUUGCAAGCUUUUUAAUCUGCUCCUCAAAUAAUCCUUGGCUACAGAACAGUGUAACUAGAAAAAUCUUCCUCCACCCAACAACUGUUCCUCCUGUGGGUCAUCUUUGUAGAGGAAAACCUGCUCAAAAUGCAAUAACACCAUUAAAUGAUAACAGAACUUUUAUUAUAUCCCCAUACUUUGAUGACAGAGAAAGCAAAGUCACUCGUGUGAUUGGGAUUGUUCACCAUCAAGAUGUAAAACAACUGUACUGCUGGUUCUGCUGUCAGCCUGAUGGAAAGAUAUAUGUAGCAAAAGCAAAAAUUGAUGUUCACUCGGAUAGAUUUGGGUUCCCUUAUGGUGCAGCAGAUAUAGUUUGUUUGGAACCUGAAAACUGUGAUCCAACACAUGUAGCAAUUCACGAGUCUCCCUACGGAAAUAUUGACCAGCUGCCUCGGUUUGAAAUUAAAAACCGCAAGGCUGAGCCCUUCUCUGUUAACUUCACUGUUUGCAUCUCCACCAUGUUCGGAAAUUACAACAAUGUCUUGCAGUUUAUACAGAGCAUGGAAAUGUACAAGAUCCUCGGGGCACAGAAAGUGGUGAUCUAUAAGAACAACUGCAGCCAUCUGAUGGAGAAAAUCUUGAAGUUUUAUGUGGAAGAAGGAACUGCAGAGAUAAUUCCCUGGCCAAUAGACUCCCACCUUAAGGUUUCUUCUGAAUGGCACUUCAUGCAAGAUGGAACGCACAUUGGCUACUACGGACAGAUCACAGCUCUAAAUGACUGUGUAUACCGUAACAUGCAGAGAAGCAAGUUUGUGGUUCUCAAUGAUGCUGAUGAAGUAAUUCUUCCCUUUAAGCACCCAGACUGGAACACAAUGAUGAGCAGUCUGCAGGAGCAACACCCAGGCUCUGGCGUUUUCCUCUUUGAGAGCCAUAUCUUCCCCAAAACCGUGUCCACUCAUGUGUUCAACAUUUCAUCCUGGAAUACUGUGCCAGGUGCUAACAUAUUACAGCAUGUUCACAGAGAGCCUGACAGGAAAACAGUUUUCAAUCCUAGGAAAAUGAUAAUUGAUCCACGAAAGGUGUUUCAGACUUCUGUCCACUCUGUCCUCCGUGCUUAUGGGGACAGUGUAUAUGUUCCCAUGGAUGUUGCCCUCAUGUAUCACUGUCGGUUACCCCUUCAAGGAAACCUUCCCAGAGAAUCCCUCAUCAGGGACACAACACUGUGGAGAUACAACUCAUCAUUAAUCAGGAAUGUUAACGAGGUGCUAUAUCAAACCAUACUGUAAGCUCAAAAGCAAACUCGUUUGUAAGGAGGAAAAGUGGAGAGCUACCCGGAUCAUGGGGAGGCAGAGGAUAUAAUUUAAAGAUCACAUUAAAAUCACUUCCACGUGAUUUGCUUCUUACAGAGAUGUAGGAAAUCAGCCCUUUUAUGUACUGUGCAAAGGUAAAUGCAUUUGACUUGUGAAGUGAAUCAAGGUAUACAGGGAACAGAUUUUCUAAACUGAAAAAAAUCACUUGAUCCAAGAAGGUGGUUGAGGCUUCAGCAUGCCGUUUUCUAGUACUGUUUGCAAAAGGCUGGGAAGAGCCCAAUGGCAUCAUUGUUAUAUGUCUUUGCAGGAAAUUGGUAUGGCAGCUCUUAUCAGGGAUACAUCCCUUUAAAAAAUAUUGUACAUCUUUGGCUCAGAAUUUACUGUGUUAAAUAUGCUACAAUUUUAAGUGCAGUAAUGAAAUUUGAAGGAGUUGCAAUUGGCAUUUAAUGCUGUGUUCUCCCCUACAAUAAAUGCACUAUAUAUUUCAGAUGAUCUGUUAGUCACAGGAGCAAAGGUCUGUGACUUCUGGUAUUUGCGCACCAGAAAGAAAACCCACCGUAGCACUAAUCUGAAAGCUAACAGCGUAUUUUCUUGUAGGAAUGAUUUGACGGGCAGUUGCUGUCCCUGUCAGCGCUGGUGUGAACGACUGGAUUUUAUAAUUGUGUGAUGAACAAAUUUCCCCCUUAUAUUUUUUUUUUAAUUGAUUCGGAUUUCGGAAGUACAGCGGCUCGCUUGUGGUUUUGCCUUUUACACAAGUAAGGCCAGUGCUAAUUGUGGAGAGUGAAAGAAAGAUAACGGAAAAGAAGGCCUGGAGAUAGAAGUUGGACAGCAGAGGUAAAAACAACAAGUUGGAAG